AUUUCAAACAUGGCGUAUCUGCAAGAUGAAAACAGACCAAGAUACCUCACAAUGGUUGUGACCGGAUAGAGCAGUCAGGCGGUCAGUAUGAGUCAGAUUGACUAUGGCCAGACGGCAGAGGACCACCAGGCAUUCCUCAUACUCGUCCGUCACACUGGUCAGCAUCUGUGUAACAGGUCAUUCAACCGUGCAUGGGAACGCAUACGCAAACUCAACUGCAUUGCCAUACCAGGGCAGAAACGCGUUGCAUGGGUCAGGUAUAAACGGACCUACUCUAAAGAAAACAAUGAGUGGGGAGACUUCCAAGCUCAUCGGAAGGUUCUCGGACUUGUCUCCAUAGGCCAGUGCACCAACUCGGAUCAAUUUGAGGAACUUUUUGAUAACUACCGAAAAGUCAAGGAAGAGUAUGCGUCGACAUUAUUUAACUCACGUUUGUUUGUGUUUGGUAUGAACACAGAUGGGUCUCCCUUAAGUGACGAAGAAAAGGAAAACUGCAAUCUUGAAACCGGAGAGAAAUCUUCAUCAGGUUCAUCUCGCAGUGGAAAGUCGUCUCCUGUUCAUAGCGAAGAUAGCGGAGUAACCCCCGAUCUUAGUCCGACUGAAGCGGGGAAUGAUUGUGAUUUAACGAAAACCGAUGCAGAAACAGACUCUAAUGUAAAUAAACCAACAAGUGCAAUUUCUUCGCGAGUAGAACAAAAAUCUGCUCAACAACAAAAACAAAGUGAUUUAAAACCUGAAUCCGAGAGUAAUGUGGAGCAAAAUGACAAUGAAAAUGUGUCAAAGUCAGGUGCGUCAAAUGAACCACCCACAUCACAACCUCAUAGUAAUAGUACUAAGACAGAGUCAAAUUCAAGUGCAUCAAGUGAACCUGCCACAUCACGCCCACACAGUAAUAGUCUGACGAAGGAGAGUGCGGGUGCAGAAGUCCUGUUCUCGCCAGGUCUCCAGGCUUGCAUUGAUCUGGAGGAGAAAGUGAAAGACUUUGUGACCUCAAUCUUUUUUGUGCUUGAAGGGAAGCGACUCGACCGAUCUUUCGAACGUGCAGAUAAGAUGCAACUACUCUGUGCGCCGUUUGAAAAGAAGGAUUAUGUGGGUCUUGACACAGACACAAAGUCCUAUCGCAAGAAGUGCCAGGGACGUUUAAGAAAGCAUUUAGGCGAUCUUUGUUUGCAGGCCGGUAUUCCAGGGGAGGCAAUCCUACAUUACCAGACUGCCAUCGACAUCCUCCGGCCGGUCAAUGAUUGGCUGUGGAUAGGAGCUUGUUUUGAAGGCAUCUGCUCAGCAUCUGUGAUAGUCCGAUUUCCUAAAAGCCAAACUCCAACGUUGCGACGUAACUUUUCCCUUCAGGCCACACGAGGAACGUCCAUGGCCAAUGACACCAAACUGAGAACAGGAAGCAUAAAGACCAGCUACAGUAACGGUUACCAGGAUCAGGAGGAGUCCCCCAAGUCUGCCCUCGGACCAGACGACAUCGUGGAGAAAUAUCGGGAAGCUCUUGUACAUUACAGCAAGUUUAAGGGGUCUGGUAUGAUUGAGAUGGAGGCUUGUUUGAAGGCAUGUCGAGUCCUUGUGGUACAACGGAAAUAUCUCCAGGCCUCCGAUUUCCUACAGAAUGUUGUGUACAUAAACUUACAGACUUCAGACGAAGAUAAGAUAAACCGUUACUGCACCUUGUCCCAGCUGUAUGCACAGAUCGGGUUUCGACGGAAGGCCGCGUUCUUUAAACGGAUUGCUGCAAUGCAAUGUGUGUCCCCACAGAAUCCUCAGCCUAAUUGGAAGCUGUGUCACAGUCUAGUGAUGCAGUGUCUGGAUGGCUACAACAUCUGUCUCGACCCUAAGGACGUGCCUACAGACUGUGUGUACGGCUGGCCUGUUCUGCAGUCUCGAGUGUUGAACGAGCUCAUCUUCUCUGCCCGUCGUACUGGUAACAUUCCUGUAGCCAUCAGGCAUCUGGGAAUGUUACUACACACUCUGUUUGAUAUUCUGACGACUGAAGAUAAACGGGACCUUAUAAACACUCUCCAGACUCUGACAGCGAAGUCGGAGGGCACGACGGCCCCGCUGGCCCUCGACAGUGGGGUCAUACUGCCCCCCAUACCUCUCAGCAAUAUACCACAAGUUACGUCUUUCAAAUUAAUUCCACUUCCGCCACACCUACAGCCAAUCAAGGUGGCAUCCAAGGUAGUCAAACAGGACACGGGACCAUUUAUAUUUACUCCGCUGUCCCUCGGUCAGCAGGAAGUCCAGAGCAAGACACAUGUAGACUUCUCCUGGGUGGAGUGUGAUAUGUGUGAAGUACAACUUCAGGUGUGUAAUCCACUGCCAGACGAGCUCAGCAUACAACAGAUGUCUUUGAUGACAGAUGGUGUUGAAAUUGAGGCGUACCCUACAAGUCCAACGAUACCAGCCGAGUCGGGUCCAAGUCUAGUCAAAAUACUCAGUCGCCCCCGAUCUUCAGGGGAUCUCUGUAUCCUUGGUUACACGACUCACUUACUUGGGAUGCGGAGUCAGUGUCGCCUGCGUGACCUCCCUGAACUUCGCGAUCUGCGGACAACGGUAACAGUAAUUCCAGCCCUCCCUCAGAUCACGCUCACUGCUUCACUUCCAAAGGUCGCGACCUUUACCACUGUAGGCGACGGAGCUAACGUCGUAACCAGUGGAACAACCUCAAUCUACGCAGGUCAAAGUAAAGAGUGCAUGAUCACCAUUCGGAAUACGAGUAACCAGCCCGUGGAGAAGAUCACAGUCAGCCUUGAUUGUCAUCCCGACCAAAAAGAGAUGCAGUCAAAAGUGUUCCAGUGGAGCCAGGAAAACCUGGAUGCUCAACUUCCUCUCCAGCCUUCUGGCCUUGUGUGUUUUACUGUGUGUAUCUAUGGCUACUCCGACUUCCUGUCCAGUAAAAGUUCCCGUGAUGGGUCACAGUCUUCCGAACACUCCAAUCCUGAUGAGUAUGAUUCUAAGUGUGUGGAGUCGUUGUUGAGAGUGGAGUACAGUGGAGGCCCUGGGUUAGAGGCUGGAUACUGUCGACACUGUGCCGUGGCCUUCAGUGUUGAUAUCCUCCCCUCCGUCAUCUUCCAUUCCUGGGAAGCUCUUCCUUCAGAAAGCCCCGACCACUGUGUGCUGGCGUUUGAUGUAUGUAAUGUGUGCAGUCAGCAGGUGGAAAUGCAAUAUAACAUCGACGACAGCUUUAAGUUAGAACCCAAACAGAUACGCAGGCUCACAAUACAGAUAGAAAAGUGUAAGUUUCCUGACCCUGCCCCAGAGCUGGACGUGGCUGACCGCCUUCAGAUGACCAAGCCUCCUCCUCCAACCAUCAGCCAUUACAGCCAACACCUGGACGGCUUCAUCCACAUACUGUGGUCAAUGUGUGGGACGAAGAGUUGCGGGAAGAUGGCGACGGAGCAUCUGACUUGGUCACAACAGCAACUAGAGCUCAUCAAAGUGUCCGAUGUCUCUUGGAACGUAAGCGUUAACGACCAGUCCUGCUCAGCUUAUUCCAUUCCCGUAGUCUGUACGGGCAAAGUCGUCAACAUCGAAAUCCUAAUCACCUUCCGUGCCGGUGUAAGUUACACAAGUGCUGGACUGGCGGUCAGUUGUGGACUGCUGACUGACCACACCUCUGGUCACUCUCGGGACAUUGACCUAGUUACAGUGCUGGGUUCCCAAUCAUACCAACUAACUAAUGUCGGAGGGGAGGACAGCGCCCACUGCAAAACAUCCUACCUGUUCCACUACAGUGGUACCUAUAGGGUCAAUGUCAAGUGUGUCGCUACAGAAAAAGGCCAAGACGGGGACAGUGACCAUAUAUGGAAGUGCCAUGAUAUACAAGUUCAGGUGAUGGACGAGGAAUGAUUCGGAGGAUUGUCACAUCUGCUUCUUCCUUUCUUCCUAAAACUAGCAUAAAACCUUUCAUAUAAGUAGAUUUAUAUUCAAUUUUACUUUGCAUUUCAAAUUUCAGUACCAUAUAUUUUUCAAUACCAGGUAUCCAUAACAUUAAAUGGAAAAAAGGCUGAUAUCUUUUCUAACUUGAUAAUUUUCAUUUGCAAGGUUUCAAAUCCAAAUUGCUUUUUUUUGCUGCAUUUUUUCAAAGGGCUUAAUCGAAAUUAGUUGCGUAAUCGCCAAAAUUAUUUUAGCAUUUACGUUUGUAUUAUGCACUGUACUGGGAACAUUAACUAUAAGUUACUUAUAUUUUGCAUAUUGCAUUGUUCACUGGUGAAUAAUUCUCUCAUAUAUAUAAAAAAAAAAAAAAAAAAAAAAAAAAAUUUUUU
Molecule: messenger RNA, 4268 nt
Organism: Mizuhopecten yessoensis (Yesso scallop)
Lineage: Eukaryota; Metazoa; Mollusca; Bivalvia; Pectinida; Pectinidae
Product: trafficking protein particle complex subunit 9-like
Exons: 24
Coding region: 88-3852 (1254 amino acids)
Cellular component (GO): trans-Golgi network
Source: RefSeq, a predicted model, not a curated record